ACAUUGCGGCUCCGAAGGAAGAGUAACUCAUAGUCGGCUGCUAAGAUUUGUACUAGUAACUCUCCUAAUCUCUCCCGAGCUGACAAAUGCGCCCCGGGCGACGUGGGGCUUUUUGGGCCGCAGGACUCCACUCUCACAAGCGCUAUCAAUCCUCCUCUUGUUUGGCCUGGGCGCGCUUCCCAGAGAACCGAGGACGAGGAACUUGGUGCUAGAAAGGUGAAGGCCCAAGGGCCGACCAUCCGCACUGGUUCCUCAGUCGCCCCUCCCCACGCCCUGUCGCCUAUUUACUUGUUCGGGCUGUGCAGUGCCCGGCUCCUCGGGGCAUGUCUGGGUGGUGCUGGGGAAGGUGCCUCUCACUGCCGCCCUAUGUAGCGGCAACCUCCGGCCUCCUUUGGUUGCUGCUAGGACGUUCUUGGCUCAGAGUGGCCUCAGCUGUGGAAAGCCAUUUGGCCAAGCACUUCUAAACCUCUCCUUCUAACAUCCCUAAUCCUCUCAUCUGCCCUGUAAGGUGGUAUAACGGUUACCCCCGGAGAGGCUAAGUAACUCGCCCUAGGCCACAGAACUUAAAUGGCGGAGUAGGAGUUUCGCCCCGAGCCUGUUCGCAUCUAAAGCCCUUUGCAUAAGUUCCAUCGCCUUCCUCACAGCUUAGCGAAGACAGGGCAGGCGCUGCGAAUCUCAGGCUCAUGCUUUGCCCAGCGGUACCGACUAGCGCUGCUUUGGGCCGGCGCGCAGACACCCAACUCCGCGUCCCCUGCGCGCUCAGCCGGUCGGUCCGGCCUGUUUAAGGAGCGAGCCCCGGCCCGUCUCCCUCCUCUCCCCGGCCCUUCCUUAGGGGACUGGCAGCGCGCGCGCGGUCGUGAAGGCCGCGGGCGAGUGGGUGGAGUUUGCUGCGCGGCGGCGCCGGCCGCAGCUAGUGGGUCCCGGUGGGCUCUGGGGCGGGGCUGCGGGGAGGGCGGUGCGGACCGGUCGAGCGACCCUGCCGGGAUGGGGAGUGUGGCUGCUCCGCCAGGGGCCUGCGCCGUGGAGAGCGGCUCCGCGACCACCGCUGGCCAGAGCCCCGCCGUCUUCUGCUAGAGAUGCUCUUCCUCUCGUUUCAUGCAGGCUCCUGGGAAAGCUGGUGCUGCUGUCUGAUUCCAGCAGACAGACCCUGGGACCGGGGUCGGCGUGGGCGGCUGGAGAUGGCGGACACCAGAUCCGUGCACGAAGCCAGGUUUGAGGCGGCGGUGAAGGUGAUACAGAGUUUGCCGAAAAAUGGUUCCUUCCAGCCAACAAAUGAAAUGAUGCUCAAAUUCUAUAGCUUCUAUAAGCAGGCAACUGAAGGACCCUGUAAACUUUCAAGGCCUGGAUUCUGGGAUCCUAUUGGAAGAUAUAAGUGGGAUGCUUGGAGUUCAUUGGGUGAUAUGACCAAAGAGGAAGCAAUGAUUGCAUAUGUUGAAGAAAUGAAAAAGAUUCUUGAAACUAUGCCGAUGACUGAGAAAGUUGAAGAAUUGUUACAUCUCAUAGGUCCAUUUUAUGAAAUUGUAGAGGACAAAAAAAGUGGCAGAAGUUCUGAUCUAACCUCAGUCCGACUGGAGAAAAUCUCUGAAUACUUAGAAGAUCUUGGUAAUGUUCUAACUUCUACUGCAAAUGCCAAAACUGUUAACGGUAAAGCUGAAAGCAGUGAUAGUGGCACUGAGUCUGAGGAAGAAGAGAUCCAAGAAGAAGGAAAAGGAACAGAACAAAGUGACACUGGGAAGAAAAUGGUGAAAUCCACAGACGAUGAGAAUUUAGAAAUCAUUGUCUCUAAUGGCUGUGACAGAGACAGCUUUGUUCAAGAUACACAGAAUGACAUUCAUGCCAGUUCUUCCCUGAAUGGCAGAAGUGCUGAAGAAGUAAAGCCUGUGGGUGAAAGCUUGGAGCAAACUGGAAAAACUACUGUCUGCCUUCACCGAGAUACAAAUGAUGAUCAUGUUGAAGAUGUUUCUGGAAUUCAUCAUUUGACAAGUGAUUCAGACAGUGAAAUUUACUGUGAUUCCAUGGAACAAUUUGGACAAGAAGAGUCUUUAGACAGCUUUACAUCGAACAAUGGACUACGUCAAUAUUACUUGGGUGGUGAUCCCAGUCAGCCCUUGGAAAAUUCUGAUUUUCCUGAAGAUUUCCAAGUAUCUUCCAGAAAUGGCAACACUGGGUAUAUGCAGGUGGUAGCAGUUGAAGGAAAGGGUGAAGUAAAGCACGGAGGAGAAGAUGGUGGAAGUAACAGUGGAGCCCCACCCCAAGAGAGACCGGGUAGAGAGAAUGAGAAAUUCUCUAAUGUCAGAAGAGGGAGAGGUCAUAGGAUGCAACAUCUGAGUGAAGGAACCAAGGGUUGGCAAGUGGGAAGCGGAGGUGAUGGGGAACGCUGGGGUUCAGACAGAGGGUCGAGAGGCAGCCUCAAUGAGCAGAUUGCCCUUGUGCUCAUGCGACUGCAGGAGGACAUGCAGAAUGUCCUUCAGAGACUUCACAAACUGGAAACACUGACAGCUUCAGAGGCAAAAUCAUCAACAUUACAGACUAGUAAUCAGCCUCCCUCCUCACAGAGACCAUCUUGGUGGCCCUUUGAGAUGUCUCCCGGUGCAUUAACUUUUGCUAUCCUCUGGCCUUUUAUUGCCCAGUGGUUGGUGCAUUUAUAUUAUCAAAGAAGAAGAAGGUAAUAAAUACUAUACUUUCAUAAUUCAAAA
Messenger RNA from Manis javanica (Malayan pangolin), 2696 nucleotides. NCBI's taxonomy places the organism in Eukaryota, Metazoa, Chordata, Mammalia, Pholidota, Manidae. The record is from RefSeq and is a predicted model, not a curated record.